GAUGUCUCAGCUUCGCGAAAAAAACUUGCAGCGUACUUUGAUAAGAUAACAGAAAAUCCUCGAAAAACCCAGUAAAUCGAAGAGCUUAAGCCCAAAAAACCUAUGGCGGAAGCAGAUCGAACCUCGCCCAGUCGAAAAAUGUAAUCUAAUUGCGGUGGCAGGCAGCAGCGGAUCGGAAUCGCAGGAUUGCCAAGUUUUCAGUUGGAGCACUCCUGCAGGAAAAUGGGCGACAGCGAUCUGAUUUGGCCAGAGAUUGGAGUGGAUCCGCAGCAUGUGUGCGAGGUUGGCGGAGAGGGGAGAUUUCAACUGAUCUGCGACAAGGCGUGGCUGCAAUCGCUGGAGCGGAAUAAGCGACUGACUCACUUUCCCAGUUGGCCACUGCUAGAUCGCAGGGCUUAUCCCACUGGACAGUUGGAACACCCGUGGACCCGGAUUCUAGUGCAGACUUAUCGAAAGCAACCUCAGGCGAGGGUGUACCCACUCCCGAGGGUUUCCGAAAAAGCAACCUCAACAGACUUGCCCCUGUCCUACUCGCAGGCAGUGUCCUUUGUGGCCAACACCAACUUUAAGCAGUUGUGGGAGGAGGCAUACAAGAAGUACGAUGGCGCACAUGUCAAGCUAUGCAGGUCAACUUCUUCAGCGCCUUCGGCAAAGCUACCCAGUGGCCAGGCACAGCUCCAACCGCAUGACGCUGUACUAAAAGAACUUAUCCAGAGGGUUUAUCAAUGCCCCGUGCUGCAUUCUCAACUAGAUCGUGAGGGUAAUGGUGACUCAAACGCUGCUAUCUCAAAUUACCCAGGCAACUGUCAUGCCAACGUCUUGCCCGCCCUGGUCGCCAUUGAGACCUCUACGCACUUUAGCGUCUUCCUGUAUCCUCCAGCAUUAGAAUGCAGCCUGUACGACUGUAUCACCUUCAGUCCGGCACUAUUGGGAAAGAAUUACAACAAGACAUUAUUUGUGAUUUACCAGAUCCUACAGCUGGCCAAGCAUCUUCAAGAACAGGGUCUUUUCUUGGGCGAUCUCCGCCUGCAACAUAUUGUGCUGCGUGAGAAUCUGUGGCUGCAAGUGCUCCCGAGGUUACAUUGUAAUCUGCUAGAAGAAGAUCCAGCGGGGGAAGACUUGUCGCCACUAACACCUCUAGCAAGCGAUGAUUUGGGAGAAACGAGGGAAUCGCAAAAGCCCCUGCCCUUAAGCAGCACCAUGUUUGACCUGCGAUUUGCCUACGAUCCGGCGCACUUUAAUCUGCGGGAGUAUUCUGAGAUGUGGUGCAAUGGUCAGUUAUCCAACUUCGAUUAUCUGACCAUCCUGAAUAAUGCGUGUGGAAGGAGUCUAACCAAUGCCGCGCAUCACCACAUCAUGCCCUGGGUCACCGACUUCAAUGGUCGCGGAGGAGCUACUUGGCGGGAUUUAACAAAGAGCAAGUAUCGACUCAACAAGGGGGAUGUCCAUCUCGAUCUCAUGUACUCCCAUGCGAGUCAGCAUGGAUGCGGUGACGACAAUUUCCAACCUGUCGGUGAUCAGGCGCCCCAUCACGUCUCCGACUUUCUUUCUGAGAUCACCUACUUUGUGUACAUGGCUAGGAGAACCCCGCAGGCUAUUUUGUGUGCCCACGUGCGUCCCAUAUGGGUGCCAGCGGAAUAUCCUGUAUCCAUUCAGCGUCUCCAGGAAUGGACCCCUGAUGAGUGUAUACCCGAGUUCUACUCGGAUCCUAUGAUCUUUAAAAGCAUCCACGAAGACCUGCCAGAUCUGGAGUUACCCACUUGGGCUUCUUGUCCCGAGGACUUCAUUUGCAAGCAUCGAGAGGCGCUGGAGUCGCAGUACGUAAGCGAACGGCUGCAUCAUUGGAUUGAUUUGAACUUCGGGUACAAGCUGAGUGGGAAGGCGGCGGUUAAAUCAAAGAAUGUCUGCCUUACGCUUGUCGAUCAGCACAGGAAUCUCAGUCAGCGCGGCAUUGUGCAACUCUUUGGAAGCGCUCAUCCGCCGCGUCGAUACGCUACGUCCUGGUUCAGUAAAACUGCUCCCAGGCUAAGUCAACUAUAUGCCAGUCCCUCGAAGCGUCUGGCCAAGAGUACGGAGAACCUACAAGCUGAGAGUGAAACUGGAUCUUCGCGUCUCUCUUUGCGUCUGGGAGAUGAUGGAUCAAGCGGCUCUGUACACAGUAGUUCCGCAUCCGCAUCGGCUUCUAAUUUCUAUGCGAUUACCAACUUAAUUGAACUCCCGGAGAACUAUAAUCCUGCACUGUUGCUACAAAAUCUGGAGUCUCUAGAGGCAUUUUACGCACGUACUUUCCCACAGCAGCGGCCGUCGGCUAAUCCCGAGGAGAAAAUGAUCAGCAGUGAUCUUCUUUUUGAACAGAACUCAGCGGAACAUUCCUUUACUAAUCAGCUUUUUGCCAGUGGUGAAGAAAUUCCCACAAAAUCAAAGAAUCUCCUGAGAGAAAAGAGAUAUUGUCUUCAGCAGCUAGUGAGUUCCAGGAGAGAGCGUGAUCUGCAGGUCCUGGGAUGCCUAAUUGUGGAGCUCUUUGCGAUGCAACGUUUGCGCCCGCUGCUAAUGGGAAAUGGCUUAAGUUCUACCUUUGAGGCUCGACUCUCAGCCUGCCGGACGGUGGCUCAAAUGCAUCGUCAGGAACUGCCUAAACCAGUGCGGAAAGUUGCUCGACUUCUUUUGCAAUUGGAGGAUGACAGAACAGAAGAUCAAGGCCUGCCACAGCCACCAAAUCCUGCUCAGCUGAUAGAGCCCAUGUUCGCAAACAUGUUGCUACCAUUUCCUAGCCAUUACAUGGCUGUCUAUGCUCUUGUCAGAUCCCUAAAUGCUUUUGAGGCUAAUGCAGUGCUAUUGGAGUUGCACACCCAUUUCAAUUGCAAAGGAGGAAGGGAGUGUGUCAGGUACACGGAGAUGGAUCGUCAGAGAGUGCUCUUUGAAAGAAAAAUCGCAGAGUGUAAGGUCAUGUCCUGCUGUGCCCAUGUAAAAAGGCUACUCGAACCAAUGGCUUUUGCCUACGAGCAAUUCACUCCGGUUGAGUUGUUGCUACCCCACAUCAUUGAUCUCUUGAGAGAUGAACGCACAUCGAUCUUAACUGCCUGGAACUUGUUUGAUCCCAUAGCUCAGGCCUUGGGAAUAUUACAAACACAACAGCAUCUCCUCCAACCACUGCUCAAGCUUUACGAUGUGGAGGGUGUCACCUCGCCGGAGGACGGUGGUUCCAAUGGCUCCACUAGCAGUGGUGGCCAUCUGCGUUUUUCUGCCAGCAGUUCAUUCAAAUCUCGAAAGUCCGUGAAACUUUACCAUCACAGUUUCCUGCUCCGUCUGAUUGUGCGCUUUGGACUCCGUUGUUUUCUGCAUCAUUUUAUAGCCCCUCUGAUAGAAGCAGUGGGUGGCUACAAGGAACCGGAUCAGGGAAAUGGCUAUCACUACCAUAGUGGCGGAAGCAGAAGGACGAGUAAGAAUCUCAACUUUGCCUUGGAAAAAGUGGUUCAAGAGACAGGUGAACCAGACACAAAGCCAGACAUCGAGGAACUGUUCACAUUCGAGGAUGAUCAAGACAGGGCCUCUACUCAGGACAGCAAGUCCAUUGACUCCUUUGACAUGCGUCCCAGCACCAGUGCUGCCAGUGCAGAGGAAGCUCGAGAAUCGGAUGGAUCACCGGAUAAACUGGUGAUCAAUGAACUUAUGUAUGGGGCCAGAAUAUCGCCAGAUAAGUUAUCCUUGAGAGAGGGUCAAACGCCGCCCGCUUUCGUUCCGCCCAAUCUAGGACCUCGCUCGCCCACCAUUGAGAUUCCUGUGUGUCCAACAGCCAGCGGCAUUCGUCGAAGUUUCCAGCUAAGCGCCAUCGACUGCGAUAUUGGCUCCCGAAAGAGUGUUGACAGCUUCGAACUAAUCAGCCAAGCGGUGGAGCAGCUACCUCCUCCAGCAGUGGAGACGGAAAUAGAGCCCUCCGACUCCCUGCAGGCAUCCGUUAUUUCUCGCCUGUCGGAGGCAAAAGCCGUCCAAAACAACCGAAUUAGUGAAAUGAGCGCCGAGAGCUUGGUGUGGCUGUCGCAUAGAUUGGGUCCGGUGCUCACCUCUCGGUUUAUCACGAGAAACCUUCUGAAAUUACUCUCGCUAUGCUAUGUGGGUCAGGAGAACCUGCUGCCGGAGGUCGAUGACGGUGGGUUUAGCUCUAGCCCCGAUGCAGCCAACCUCAACUAUUUCAGUAUUGCAAAUGCAAGGGUCGUGGGCGAUCGAAGUGCAGCUCGAGUUCUGGAGUGUCUCAUGUCCAUAGCAGCUCUCUAUGGGGAAAACUUCCUUCUACUGCAGUAUUUUCCCCACAUAAGUGAACUUAUAGGUCUGUGCUCCAAACGAAUCACUGGCAGCCUUGAAGGAGCUAUAAUCAGUUCCCUGCAGCUGCUUAAGUACAUGGUUCCUUGUCUAACUGAUGCCAGUAUUAUGGAGCAUCUCCAGCAUAUACUACUGGAGGCCAUCCUUCUGCCCAUUCUGCGUUUGUUAAGCUCAACGAACCUUUUGAUGCCCAGUGGUUACCUGGGACGCUCUUUAUUGGCUCGGAAGUUUUUGGAUGCGAUUUAUGCUCUAAGUGUUCGCCUGGGAUCGGAUAUGACUCGGGAGCAUCUAUGCCAGCCGUUACUCAGUCCUUUUUUCUUGAUCUUUAACAAGGCUUUUGGAUUGCCUAACGAUUUUGCCUGCGAUCUGGCAAAUCUAUCGCUAGUUGGUGGAGCAUCGCAUCAGGAACGUGCCCUGGAAGAGUUGAGGGACGUGUUUGGACCAGAGCUAGCGCACACUGCCUAUCUAACCUUUCUGCGUUUUCUGGGCGAGGCCAACAUGAAGAAAACUCUAAGCAAUCUAGAGUUUGUCCUGACCUUGUGUCACGAACACGAGCAACCCAGUGGUAAAGGACAUAGCAAACCUGAACUGGCAACCAGUGUGAGUUCUGGACAAGAUUUCGACACUGUGGAUGCCAGCUGCGAACUGGCCGCCAACAGCUUUGGUACUCAGAUCGUGGGAAAUCGCCUGCAAGUGACCAGGAACAACGUCGAACUGCUCGACAUGGUGGCUUACAAACUAGACCAGAUGCCCAAAACUCGGCACCUAAAAGGAAACUGGUUGGCCUACUGGCGCAAUGAGACGACGCGCAGUGAGAAGGACAAUCAGACUCUGAAUCUUAAGCAAAUUCGGCUGCAGUCCUUUGUGGGUCACACAAACUCCGUUAGGGCUAUUUAUGCCCUGGAUAAUGAGAACAGCUUCAUUUCCGCCUCCAAAGACAAGACCGUGAAGCUGUGGUCGCUGCGCAGCGAAGGAGAUGGACGGAAGACGACCGCCUGCCAGUUCACUUACACGGCUCACAAAAAGUCCAUCAACUCUCUUGGUUUUCUAGAAUCGUUGCGUUAUGUAGUGUCCUGUGACUCAGGAAUUCAUAUUUGGGAUCCGUUCAUUGGAAGACCUCUUGGCAUACUAGAUGCUCCUCGUCAUAGUGCUGUGACGGUGGUCAAAUGCUUGCCGUCCCAUUCCCCGCUGGUUAUAGCCGGAACAGCCGAAUCUACUGUUAAGAUGGUCGAUGCCAGGAGUUUUGAGUACGUGAAUGAGUGGCGAGUAACCAACGCGGCACUACCCAAUGCAACUGUCCGUUGCCUGACUGUGGCCCCAUCUGGAAAUUGGCUAGCAGCCGGACUCUCAUCGGGCUGCAUUGUCCAGCUGGACACGCGCACUGGAAUGGUGAUCAAUUCCUGGCGGCCAAUGGAAUGUGAUCUGCUGCAGCUGGCAGCCCCAAGUGAUCAGUUCCUGGUGAGCUCCGCUUUGGAUCAUAGCCUGGCUGUUUGGCACGCUUUAGAUGGCAUUAUGCACUACCAACUCAAACCUCCCCCAGAGCCCGCUCAUUUCCUGCAGAGCGUUGGCUCUUCUUUGGUCUACGCAACCACGGGUAACCGUGUGGGCGUCUAUGCGGAUGUGGCCCAUUCCCACGCGUUUAACACGAUUACCAAACUUCGCUCAGAGACAUUCCGCGGUGUGCUGACCUCCCUGGCUGUGUUGCCCUUGAACCGAGCUUUCCUCGCUGGCAACGAAAGCGGAAACAUUGCCCUGCUUUGUUAGAAUGCUAGGGCUAAUGGUUGUACCAUAAUUCGAUAUUAUACUCUAGUUUAUAUUAUAACCAAUGGCACCAAAUAUUAUUUUAAUGCAGCUUACACAGGUUGGACGACACUAGAAAACCUACCCCGCCUAAUCCAAUGAAUUUAUAUCUUGAGGUAGUAUUUCGGAAUGCUACAUAAUUUAUUUAAAACCGCACAACUAGCCUCGUUGGACAGUGGAACCUCUAAGGCGACGUUCCAAGAAUCAAGAAAUUAGCUCUUAUACUCAAAGCUAUAAUUAUAGAAUGCUUGUGCAUUCCAGAUCCAAAAUUUAUGUACAUUUAUAUUUAUGUCUCUGCAAUAGAAGACAGAAUUGUAUUUACAAAACACUACUUAAGCUGGAAAGAGGUAAAAUAUUUAUAUAGAAAUAUACGAAAACAAUAAUAAUAAAA
Drosophila eugracilis is the source of this 6508-nucleotide messenger RNA. RefSeq names its product WD repeat-containing protein 81 (gene Wdr81). The coding region runs from base 223 to 6081 and encodes 1952 amino acids. Gene Ontology annotation, molecular function: protein binding. Lineage: Eukaryota; Metazoa; Arthropoda; Insecta; Diptera; Drosophilidae. The record is from RefSeq and is a predicted model, not a curated record. The transcript is spliced from 4 exons.